AUGCCCAAGGAUCGGUCUCUGCAUACUGCAAACAGCAACCCAGAACCUUUGAAACGAGUCUUUAGUGUUGACGACGACAUUCAUGAAAUAGAACAUGAUAUCAGAUACCUUGAAGGCUUACAAGAAGGAUUGAAGUACGUUGCUUCUAACAGAUUGCCUUCAAAUACAAACACACCACCGUCCACAAGUGCCAGACCGCAAUCUGUUAGACACAAGAACUCUACAGCCUCGGUUGUCGGCGGACCAGCUCCAAGUAACCACGAAAAUGCAGACCAAGACCUGGAUAAUAGCUUCAAUUACUCGAAUGAACGUCUUGGCGACGAAGAAGACCAAAGCUCUGUUGCAUCCAAUGAAUCCUACACUUUGAGACAACGUCAAGAUGCUAUCAAUAAGACCCACCCGUUUGGUAUCAGAAUAUGGAAACCAGCACUGUACAAGAAGCAUAGAUCUGUGCAAAAGGCAGCCAAAGAGGACAUCCACGAAACCAAGUAUAAAAGAAUUUCGUGGAAAGUCCAUUUGGCAAAUUACGUUUGGGCAAUGACACUAGGCGUUUUUUUCCUAGUUUUUUUGAACCUUAGCAGCUUUCUCGUGCGCAUUUUGGCCCUAUUCACUUCAAAGGGCUCUGAGUAUGCUUCUGUGCUUUCAAGGUUGAGUCGCUACUUAUUUUGGCCCUUUGGAAAAGUCGUCCUUAUGGUCAACGACGAACAGUACCUGCACGAAGAUCAAGAUGAAGGUAUUUCCGCACAGCAAUUCUAUGGAUGGGUCACCAAUAAUCGCAACAGGUUGUAUUUCCACAGACCUUCUCAAGGAGCCAGUGAUUCAUAUGGAGCAACCGGAAGCGGAAAUAUGGCUGCUGUGGAUAGGCAAAGAAGAUUGUUCGGGAGGGGUCAAUGGUCCUUGGGCCGCUUUACCUUUUACGUGGUCCUUUAUUUAUUUGUCCAGCCCGUAGUGCUGGUUUUCUCUUUUCUCACUUGGUUGGCUGUCUUCACUAUACCUAUGAGCGGUAUUCUGUGGGACUUGAUGUACCAUUGUCGGAGACAUCCUUUAGCAUUAGAGUUCAAGACCUUGACGCCAAGUGUGGAUGGAAUUAAGGACAAAAAUGUUUUACUAUGCACCUUUAGAUCCGCAGGCUCUCAUUAUUACAAAUACACCGUGGAUGGGACCAACGUGAUGGUCAUGAACUUGGGAGUUCUGGUGGCAUUCACAAUCAUCCAGUUCUACGUGUUACAGGAGCACGUUUUUGCAAUGAGUGAAUCGAUCAUUUUUUGUUUGUGUUUGCUUUCCAUCAUACCUUUAGCAUUUUACAUUGGUCAAGCAGUGGCUUCUAUCUCUGCACAAACAUCCAUGGGAGUAGGUGCAGCUAUCAACGCAUUUUUUUCAACAAUUGUCGAAGUUUUUCUAUAUUGCGUAGCACUACGGCAAGAGAAAGGACUUCUUGUUGAAGGGUCUAUGAUCGGUUCCAUUCUGGGUGCCGUUCUACUUUUGCCAGGUAUGAGUAUGUGUGGUGGCGCUUUUAAAAGAAAAACUCAGAGGUAUAAUCCCGCGAGCGCAGGCGUUUCGUCGGCAAUGUUGAUAUUUUCAAUGAUUGUCAUGUUUGUUCCAACUAUAAUAUACCAGAUUUAUGGAGGAUAUCUGGUGAACUGCUCGCCAGAGACGCAGUCUGAGUCCUCGAGAUGCUACUUUCGUCAGCCUCCACUUAAAUUUGAUGGACUAUAUUCUCACGUCAUCAAACCAAUGUCUCUAUUUUGUGCUUUGAUACUAUUUAUGGCAUAUGCUCUAGGGUUGUGGUUUACUCUGCGAACACAUGCUGCGACAAUUUGGCAGAUACCAGAAAAAGCCCAAUUGCCCAACGGUCAACUAGGGUUCAUACCGGAAGAAGAGGAAGAAAACGGAGGACACGACGGUCCUAACUGGUCACGUCAAAAGUCAACAUGUAUUCUUCUGGGUGCCACCCUUUUGUAUGCAAUCAUCGCCGAAAUUCUGGUGGAUUGCGUUGACAACGUACUACAACAAUUCCCUUCACUGGACCCCAAAUUUUUGGGUCUCACUGUAUUUGCCCUGGUUCCAAACUCUACAGAAUUUUUGAAUGCUAUUUCGUUUGCCAUACAAGGUAAUGUUGCGCUGUCUAUGGAGAUUGGAAGUGCCUACGCUUUGCAAGUUUGUCUCUUACAGAUCCCAGCUUUGGUGAUUUACUCAAUAAUCUACACAUUGCACAUCCCGACCGAUACGAUUGUUAUAAGAGAUCAAAUGUUUUCAUUGAUUUUCCCACGCUGGGACUUGUUGGCAUCCAUGGUAAGCGUAUUUCUGUUCACGUAUCUGUACGCGGAAGGAAAAUCGAAUUAUUUCAAGGGCUCGAUCUUGAUUCUACUCUACAGUGUUGUUGUACUUGGCUUUUACUUUCAGGGUGCAAUGGAUCAGAACAAAUGGGACAACUGA
This is a messenger RNA of Lachancea sp. 'fantastica', 2436 nucleotides long. Lineage: Eukaryota; Fungi; Ascomycota; Saccharomycetes; Saccharomycetales; Saccharomycetaceae. The record is from the annotation of a GenBank genome assembly.